Linum trigynum is the source of this 905-nucleotide messenger RNA. The record is from the annotation of a GenBank genome assembly. Lineage: Eukaryota; Viridiplantae; Streptophyta; Magnoliopsida; Malpighiales; Linaceae.
UCAUCCUGCCUUCCUUCUACAUCUUCAACACAGCUUCCAUUCCUAAGUAACGAGAAACUACAAAUAUGGUUGCUGCCUUGUUAAAGAUGGUCACUUUGUUCGCUCUGUCUUCCCUUCUGAUCCUUAACGGAGCCAUCGGCGAUCUGAUAUGCGAGGAGUUGCCAGUAGAGCUGUGCGCCUACUCGAUCUCGGACACAGGGAAAAGAUGCGUGCUGGAGAACUACUUGGCCAGGAAGGGGAUGGUGAAGUACCAAUGCAAGACAUCGGAAGUGGUGAUGGAGACGAUGAGCGGAUGGAUCGAGGCAGAGGCAUGCAUCAACGACUGCGGCCUUGACAGAAACGUCGUCGGGAUCUCUUCUGAUUACCUCCUCUCCCCCAACUUCGUUGCCAAGCUCUGCUCCCAACCCUGUUUCAGCUAUUGCCCCAACAUCCUCGAUCUCUACUCCAACUUGGCUCAAGCUGAAGGAAUGAACUUGCGUGAUAUCUGCAUCAGGGGAAAUGCUGUUUCUCGUCGCGCAUUGUACAUUCUGCCCAAGAGUUCAGGCGGUGUUGAUGGUGGUGCUGCAGGAACUGCUGGGGAAGGAAAUGGAGCAAUUGGAGCCCCAGUCGGUUCUCCUCUGUCUUCCCCUGCUUUUCCUUUUGCGGAUGAUGGUUCUACUACUGCAUUUGCUUCUUCGCCUGACAACUUUUGAGGGAUGGUUGAAUUUACGGACUCUAUUUCAGUAUCAUUUCUAAUGUACAGAUGUAUCUUUUUGGAACAACUUUGGGUUUUACACUUCGAUUGUUAUCUCAUUUGAGUUACACUUGUUCAAUCAUUUCAGAAUUAUUCUAUGCUUGUUAUGUGAUGAUUAUGCUGAUCUUUAUUGAUAAUUCGAGUUUUGCCUUAGUAAAUUGGUUCAAUUCUU